AUGCCUGCCACUAGUGAUGCUGCAAAGACGGCAUCAUCUGUGACUAAGCCAGUAGUGGACGGGUACGCCCCGGGUACUGUUGUAGCUGUGGGGAAUCAACAGGUGGAAAUAAUAAGUUUUAUUGCUGAAGGUGGAUUUGCCCAGAUUUAUUCGGUGAAAUACAUCAAAUUUUUGGGUGAAUUUAAUAAUGGUAGCAAGGCGCCACUUCAACCUGGGGACAUUGCAUGUCUGAAGAGGGUAUUGGUACCUGAUGAAAAUGGACUUUCGGAAAUGAGAAAUGAAGUGGAAGUGAUGAAGCAGUUAAGAGGAGCCAAGGCUAUCAUACAGUACUACGAUUCGAAUGCGAGUAGAAGAACUUCCGGGCAAGUUGGUUAUGAGGUUUUACUGCUAAUGGAAUUGUGCCCGAAUAAUUCUCUUUUAGAUUAUAUGAACCAAAGGUUAGCUACCAGAUUGACAGAAAAGGAGAUUUUAAAGGUCAUGUACGAUACGACUUUGGCAAUUUCUCAAAUGCAUUAUUUGCCGAUACCUUUGAUCCAUAGGGAUAUUAAGAUUGAAAAUGUGUUGGUAGAUGCCCAGAACAAUUUUAAACUAUGUGACUUUGGAUCAACAUCAACAUGUUUCCCAUUAGUGACAACGCAUCAAGACAUUGCCAUUUUAACUCAAAACAUCUAUGUGAAUACGACUCCUCAGUACAGGUCACCAGAAAUGAUAGAUCUUUAUAGAUGUUUGCCCAUUAAUGAAAAAUCUGAUAUAUGGGCACUGGGAAUCUUCCUUUACAAAUUGCUUUUUUUUAUUACACCUUUUGAAAUGACUGGUCAAUUUUCCAUUUUACAUUCCAAAUAUGAAUUUCCAGCUAAUAAAUAUUCAUCCAAAUUGAUCAAUCUGAUUAUUAUCAUGUUAGCGGAAAAUCCAUAUGUGAGACCAAACAUAUAUCAAGUCAUGCAUCACAUCUGUAGCGUCAUUGGUUGUGAAGUCCCUAUUGAAGAUAAAUAUGGGUUAGGACCUUACAAUUUUGAAAAAUACACAGAAUUUCAAACUAAAUUACAAAACGUUCAAUAUCAAAUGUAUCUAUUGCAACAAAAGAAACUGGAAAAUAAUGGACGUCUCAAUGCAGUGGAAGAGAAACUUUUGAACGAUUUACUAAUUACAUCUUUUGAAGUUUCCUCCAAGAUUCCAGCGGAAGUUGGUCUACAUCAACAACAACUACAACAACAACAACAACAGCAGCCAAUGAAGUCAAAGGAAAGUGUUAGUUCCUCCGAUGAAUUUUCAGAUCAUAGGAAAAGUGUUUUUUCAAGUACAAAACCUUCAAGAAAUCCAUCAAGUGCAAGUAGAAAAAAUCUGCCAAGUAAUGAAUUUGAAAAUGAAUCAGAUGCUAAUUUAGAUGCUGAACCUAAACAAUUUGCGUCUGUUUCUAUGACAGAUAGAGAUUCACAUUUCAGCCCGCCAAAUCAAAGGAGUAUGAGUUCAUACUCCUCAGGUAAAUCCUUAUCAGGUGGUCCGCCAAUACAAGAUGUUAAAUAUUCGGAUAUAUUAGCCGUUGAACAAACAGCAAGGUCGGAACAAUCUCCAGGUAUUAUUAAACAGCAUAAAUCCAAUAAUCCUUUUCCCAUGAUGGCUCAAGGAUUCGGUCAGGGACAACCAGGACCGUUGUCAUCUUCAGGUACACCAAUGGGAGCUGCUCCGGUGGCUCCUGCUGCUCCUGUUCCUCAGGCACCUGGUCCGAUGCCAAUUCCUGGUAACGCUGGUGCGCUCCCCGGGGGCGCUGGUGGUGUUAACGUUGCCCCUAGAGGAACUCCAAUUUCAAUUCAGCCUGAACUUGGUAGUAGACCUGAAUAUUUUGUGGAUGCCCACUCGCCAGCUGAUGACUCUCAAUUCACUAUUUCACAACCACAACCGCAAUUACCACAGGUGGGCCCCGUACCACAGGCUCAACCAAAAAUGAAUUUUAAUCAAAAUAUGUUUUACCAACAUGUGGAUUCACCAGUAUCUGUACAGGGACAAGCACAACCAAUUCCACUUAAAAAGAUUUCUGAUGUACCUCAACCACAAUCACACAUGAGAUUUAACUAUCAAGUGCCUCCACAGCAACCUCAAUCUGGUACCUCGCCUUAUUAUCCAUCCCCUUCUGUGGGACCAAAUGCUUCGUUGUCAGCUCAGAAUCCCAUGUCACAAAUUGCUUUACAACAGCAACCACAACAACAGGUGCCAAGACCUUUGCCAUCACAACAACAAGCAAAACAGGGGUUUGUACCUGCACCACAGCAUCAUCAUCAACAACAACAACAACAACAGCCGCCGGUGGAACAAGUUAGACAACUACCUCAACAUGCAACUACCGUUGAUUCAUCUGAUUUAGUACAGCCACCGGAGAAUCCACCGCCAAAACCACCACAUCCGAAGACAUGGCAGGAUUACCAAAGUCAUGACGGUCUAGAUUUAAAGCAAUCAUUGCAUAAAAGAGGCGGCAGUGAUCAUAGACCAAAAACGGAUUCACCCCAAUUAGAGAGAACUCCGAGUAAAAACUUGGAUUUAAGCUACGACGAAUUCGAUCUAAACUCCAACGACCCACCAAAGCCAAUAUCACAUAUAAAACGCGAUACAUUCGAUUCUGCGAGUACAGUAAGUAGUACGGCGUCGAGUGAAAGUAUUCAAAUUGAUCUAGAUGAUGCAAGAAGAGAAAGAGAUAGAACUCAACAACCACCGGCGAGCAAUGAGAAAUUGACCCAACCACCUGAAAAACCCAUUCGUCAAACCAUCGAUUCGAGUACCGGAAGCUUACGUCGAUCACUAGAUUUAAAGUAUCAAGAGGUUCAUUUUUCAUCGCCAGAAACCCAAAGACCACCGACAAAAGAAGCGACAAGGAGACAAGAUGUAGCUGACCCACCUAGAAGACCGCAUGGCGAUAUUCGUAGGCACAGCAACAACAAUGCAAACAGUAACAACGACAACAACAACAACAAUAGUAACAACAAUAACAGUAACAGUAACAACAAUAACAAUACUACUAAUAAUGGUACAAGCGCAGGUAGUGGCAGCGCUAACGCGGGCGGAACAAGUUCUAAUGCCGGUACCAAUGCCAGCUCCGGAUCACCCCCAUCACUGCAAAACAACGACUUAGACAGGUAUAAGAAUGCACACAAGAAUAGCAGCAAUACUAGCGUUAACGCUAGUGGUCCAGCAAGCGGAAGCGGUGGUGGAGAAGUGAGAAGGUCAUUUGCUAAAGCACGCCAAUCCUUAGAUCUUGAAAAGAUUCGUAAGGAGGCAGUAAAGGGAGAAGCAGCCUUAUCAGCGAAGAGAAGAUCAAUUUUUUCUGUCUUUAGAGGACCUGAUAAGAAAAAGGAAUAA
This is a messenger RNA of Zygosaccharomyces rouxii, 3348 nucleotides long. RefSeq names its product serine/threonine protein kinase AKL1 (gene AKL1). The transcript has a single exon. Lineage: Eukaryota; Fungi; Ascomycota; Saccharomycetes; Saccharomycetales; Saccharomycetaceae. The record is from RefSeq and is a predicted model, not a curated record. Gene Ontology annotation, biological process: actin filament organization; peptidyl-threonine phosphorylation; protein autophosphorylation. Gene Ontology annotation, molecular function: protein serine/threonine kinase activity; ATP binding. The coding region runs from base 1 to 3348 and encodes 1115 amino acids. Gene Ontology annotation, cellular component: cytoplasm.